Caenorhabditis briggsae is the source of this 537-nucleotide messenger RNA. It is a transcript of the gene Cbr-trap-3, whose product is annotated as Protein CBR-TRAP-3. The record is from RefSeq and is a predicted model, not a curated record. Gene Ontology annotation, biological process: SRP-dependent cotranslational protein targeting to membrane. Gene Ontology annotation, cellular component: endoplasmic reticulum; membrane. NCBI's taxonomy places the organism in Eukaryota, Metazoa, Nematoda, Chromadorea, Rhabditida, Rhabditidae. The transcript has 2 exons. The coding region runs from base 1 to 537 and encodes 178 amino acids.
AUGGGCAAGCUCACCAAAGAGGAAGAAAUGCUCCUGUCGAGCUACUCGGCGUCCAGCUCCACCAAGGGAACCCUCUUCUUCUACGUCAACGCUUUGAUCCUCUCGCUGGCGCCACUCUACCUCUUCUACGGAGUUCAUCAGAUGGAGGUCGCCGAUUCGCUCGUCGUGUGGACCCUCUCCGCCGCCGGAACCGCCUAUCUCUUGGUAAUGGCUUGCAAGAACCAGAAGAAGCUUCUCAAGCACCAAAUUGUCAUGAAGCGCGGACCAGCCGUCGAUCGUGAGAUCAACACCAAGUUCGCCAGUGACAAGAAGAUGACCAUCAAAGAGAAGGAGGAGCGUGCUCUUUUCCGCAAGAACGAGGUCGCCGACACCGAAUCCACCUACUUGUCCGUCUUCUACACCAACACCCUCUUCCUCACCAUCAUGCUCAUCUCGGCGUUCUUCCUUCUCGCCAACUUGGCUCCAGUCUUCAACUUGCUCAUCUCCACCAUCGGAUCCGCCGCUCUUGUGGCCUUCCUCUCCACCGCCAAGAACUAG